AUGAGCCAAAGGAAGUAUGUAUUGGAACUAAUUAGUGAGUUGGGAUUGAGUGGCACUAAACCAGUUAACACACCUUUGGAGACGAAUCUAAAACUUACAUCAGUUGACUAUGAUGAUUUUAUAACUAAGGAAGCAGGUUCUACAAAUGAAGAUAUAUUACUUGUUGAUCCUACUCAAUAUCAACGGCUAGUAGGAAAGUUAUUAUAUCUUACUAUGACUAGAGUUGACAUUGCACAUGUAGUGCAAGUGCUAAGUCAAUUCAUGCACAGUCCCAAACAAUCUCACAUGAAUGUUGCCUUAAGAGUAGUGAAAUAUAUAAAAAAUGCUCCAGGUCUUGGUCUUCUAAUGCCCUCAGAUAGUUCUGGAAAAUUUGUAGCAUAUUGUGACUCUGACUGGGGUGGUUGUUUACAGACUAGGAGGUCUGUCACAGGAUACUUAGUGAAGUUUGGCAAUGCUAUAGUGUCUUGGAAGUCAAAGAAACAAGAAACAGUAGCUAGAAGCUCUGCUGAAGCAGAGUUUAGAAGCAUGGCUUCUGUUGUGGCUGAAGUAACUUGA
Messenger RNA from Solanum lycopersicum (tomato), 555 nucleotides. RefSeq lists its product as uncharacterized. Lineage: Eukaryota; Viridiplantae; Streptophyta; Magnoliopsida; Solanales; Solanaceae. The record is from RefSeq and is a predicted model, not a curated record.